Molecule: messenger RNA, 1158 nt
Organism: Austrofundulus limnaeus
Lineage: Eukaryota; Metazoa; Chordata; Actinopteri; Cyprinodontiformes; Rivulidae
Gene: coq8b
Product: coenzyme Q8B
Biological process (GO): ubiquinone biosynthetic process
Source: RefSeq, a predicted model, not a curated record
CCGAUCAACGUUCAACUUCCGGGUGUGGUGGGUCGUUGCAAAACCGCUCAUGCUGGCAAAAGGACAUCGAUAAGUGGCUGGAUAACGGGUCUUCUUAAGAAAAUGAUGCUGUCAGAGGUGCUGCAGGUGUUGCGUGGAGCAGGUAAAGUGGGCUCAGCUCUGGUCUCCACCCAGGGAGAGCAGCUCCGACUGGUGGCCUGCAACUCCUCUCUGGGGGCCGGGGUCAAAGCUGCUCAGGACGUGGCGGAAGGACUGAUGUCCACUUUUAUGGGCAGCAAGAGCUCUUCGAAAAAAGAGGAUGUGUUUCCGGACGCAGAGGGCUGGGAGAACAUGGACCCUGAUGAUUUAGCCAAGUGGGCUGUGGGAUCUGAUCCCCCUCCUGAUGCUGUGGAGCAAAAUCAGACAGAACCUGGAUCAGCUGGGAGGACGCACGCAGGGAUGAGCACAAGGCAGACAGGUUGGCCAGGACAGCGCUUUCACAUCCUGAACACAGGGCAGACAGGCUGGCCAGGACAGAGCUCUCGCGUCCUGCACACCGUGCCUCGUUGUCAGCACUUCUACCACCAGACCAGGUCCGUUCACAACCCCGCGGUGGCCAAACUCACAGCAGAGGACAUGAAGAAAGCCAGAGAGGCGAAACAGGCCCUGGUUAAACCAGUGCGACAGAAGCUGAGUGACCGCGCCAAAGAGAGGAAGGUUCCUGCCACACGAAUCAGCCGCCUGGUGAAUUUUGGAGGACUGGCAGUAGGCCUGGGGAUCGGUGCCAUCGCAGAAGUGGCCAAACAGUCACUAGGAGGCAAACAAAAAGGAGACAUGCCCGCCCUCCUGGACUCCCCCUUCCUGUCGGAGGCCAACGCUGAGAGAAUCGUCAACACUCUGUGUAAGGUUCGUGGAGCGGCUCUCAAGAUCGGACAGAUGCUCAGCAUCCAAGAUAACUCCUUCAUCAACCCCCAGCUGCAGAAGAUCUUUGAGAGGGUGCGUCAGAGUGCAGACUUCAUGCCCACCUGGCAGAUGAUUAGGGUGCUGCAGGAAGACCUCGGUCCAGACUGGAGGGACAAGCUGUCCUCCUUUGAGGAAAAACCUUUUGCUGCAGCUUCCAUCGGCCAGGUGCAUCAUGGGGUUUUGAAAGAUGGAAGAGAGAUUGCCUUGAAGAUCCAG